Oncorhynchus masou masou (cherry salmon) is the source of this 1953-nucleotide messenger RNA. Its product is annotated as leucine-rich repeat-containing protein 52-like. The record is from RefSeq and is a predicted model, not a curated record. NCBI's taxonomy places the organism in Eukaryota, Metazoa, Chordata, Actinopteri, Salmoniformes, Salmonidae. Gene Ontology annotation, molecular function: transmembrane transporter binding; voltage-gated potassium channel activity; potassium channel activator activity. The transcript has 2 exons. Gene Ontology annotation, cellular component: voltage-gated potassium channel complex. Bases 679 to 1656 code for a protein of 325 amino acids.
CACACGCACUUCCAGUCCCACUCUGAAAUAACGGAUUAGCCAGAGACAUAGCAAGGCAGACGGUGAUUAUUAGGCUACUACAUCUCCAUUCAAAACAGGCGCUUUACUAGUACAUACAAAUCUCUUUUAUAAGAACCGUGAGGAAUCUCGUCCUGGAAUAUAAUACAUUUCACCAUCCAGCAGUUUGGAAAAAACAAACAAUGCUUUCUGACGGCGACAACUAACUGACAAUGAUGACAUACAGAGGCAAUGACAGAAAAGAGCGACUGAGCCUCUCUCUUUUAUUUCAUCUGUCUCUCCUCUCUCUUCUCUCCUUCCAUGAGAAUCUGAGCCCGAUAAACCUUAACGAUUCUCACUCACCACGCGACCAGCGUCCGUCAGUAGGGUCACCUUCGGAGUUAACGCGGGCUUCUUGUGGGCGUGCGUGGCGUGCGUUAGAGUGAGUGAGUGACCAAUAGCCUUUAGGAGAGAGAAAGAAGAGAGAGUCUGGAUAUAAGCACGAUCCAACCCCCCAGACAGCAACAGAAGCAGCAGCGGGAGCCGGUCCUCCAGAGUAGCCGUCUGGACUCACCCCCAGUCCCGCAGCCCCAUGCAGGAUGCCCGGGGGGGAGCGCUGGUCCUGGGGUGUCCUCCUGGUCCUGCUCAGCCAGAGUUCAUGACACCCUGGGCGGCUUCAUCAUGCGUCUCCUGCCUGCUCCAAGCUCCCAAUCCCUCCGGCUACUCUUUCUUUUUAUCUUCGUGAUGGGGGUUGCCCCUUCCCCGGCUCUCACUGCAGGAUGCCCAGACAGGUGUGUGUGUGACGACCAGCUGGUGGUCCAGUGUGCUGGGCAGGAGCUCACCCUCUUCCCCAACGACCUCCCUCUAGCCACCCGCCAACUCAUCAUCUCCAACAACCAUAUCGGAGAACUUCCAGCAUUGCAACUCAACUACCUGUCUGAUCUGGUCUACCUGGAUGUCAGCAACAACACCCUGAUGGAGAUCUCAGAGUCCACCUUCGGGAAUCUCCGAAAGCUGGCCUAUCUUGACCUGUCCUUCAAUACACUAACCCAGCUUGAGGACCGGACUUUUGGACCAUUGUCAAGCCUCGUGAUGCUACGGCUAACAGACAAUCUGGGGCUAAAUGAGAUCCACCCGGACGCGUUCUCAGAAAAUAUUGCUCUGCAGGUGCUGGAUGUGAGCAGGAACAACCUGACGACGCUGAACAUCAGCUCUCUGAUCGCCCUGCCCUCCCUGCGCUCCCUGGGGCUCAGCGGGAACCCCUGGAGAUGUGACUGUGAGACGGAGGACCUCUGCCUCUGGGUCCAGAUAGAAGGAUUCAAGUUCCAAGAUGAGGGUCAGACAGUGUGCCAGGGGCCUCCGGAAGUGUCUGGGCAGCGGCUGGCUGAGGUGGGCAUGCAGCUGAGGGCAGACUGCCACCAGGGCCUGGGUUACUGGGACUAUCUGUUCUUUAUCGCUAUUGGCUUUGUCAUCUUCAGUGCUGGCACUGUGUCGGCAUGGGUGAUGGGUGUCCUCAUGGUGCUGUACGAGAGAUACAACAAGAGGAAGGGGGAAGACAUGGACAGUGAUGACGAGGAGGAGAGACAUAUGGGCGGAGGGAUGAUGGGGGGAGGGCAUCAGGGGAACGGGGAUCUGAAUAAAGCUGGCAUGCAGGUGUGAGUGCGGGAUGUGAGCAGCUGGAAGAUAAUAAAAUAAAAAAAGGCAGAAGAGAAAUCAGAGAGGAUACAUUACAAGGAGCAAUGGAGUGAUGGAAGGACACUGAAGAAAAGAAGGAGGAAAGAAGAGGGAUGGAGAGAUGAGAAUAAAGGACACUGGGACCUUGGACUCUGUAGAGUGACAGUCCUGUUCUGACUGGGUGUCUCUAAGUGGAAGAGAACAGGACAGACAUUAUACCCUGUGUGUGUGUGUGUGUGUGUGUGUGUGUGUGUGUGUGUGUGUGUGUGUGUGUGUGUGUGU